This is a messenger RNA of Lethenteron reissneri (Far Eastern brook lamprey), 4523 nucleotides long. RefSeq names its product protein unc-45 homolog B-like. The record is from RefSeq and is a predicted model, not a curated record. Gene Ontology annotation, molecular function: Hsp90 protein binding. Gene Ontology annotation, cellular component: cytoplasm. NCBI's taxonomy places the organism in Eukaryota, Metazoa, Chordata, Hyperoartia, Petromyzontiformes, Petromyzontidae.
CUGGCAACCCUCCUGAUGAGACAUGUCGGCCUGAGACAGCCGAUAUCUAAGCCUGCCAACCGUGCUAACCGGAGGUGUCUUAUCAAGAACGGAGCCAGCACUGGCAACAUGCAAGUGGCACCUUCCACAGAAAACUUGAAAAGGCAGCGAGUUCUGCUGGUUUCUUUUCCAAAGACAAGGGUCGCCAAGUCUCAUCAAGCUGAGAUGGAUGACCCGGCUCAGCUGCGCGAGGAGGGCAAUGGAUUCUUCAAAGCGGGCGACUUCAGCAGUGCCAUCUCCUGCUACAGCAAGGCCAUCAAGGUGUGCCAGACCCCCAGCGACCUGGCCACUCUGUACCGCAACCGUGCUGCCUGCUACCUGAAGACGGAAAAAUAUGCCGAGGCGGCAACUGACAGCACAAAAGCAAUUGAUGUCAACCAGAGUGACAUAAAGGCGCUCUUCCGGCGCUGCCAGGCUUUGGAGAAGCUGGGAAAACUAGACCAUGCCUACAAGGAUGUGCAGCGCUGUGCCACGAUCCAACCCAAUAACAGGAUGUUCGUGGAGACACUCCAACAGUUACGCGCCCGGAUUCAGGAAAAGCUGCAUGAGCAGUUCUCCACAGACCGGCGUGUGGAGCAGAUGUUUGAGAUUCUGUUCGACAGCAGCAUCGAGAAGGACAAGAAGGAAACGGCGGCUCACAAUCUGAUUGUGCUGGCGCGCGAGGAGGCUGGGGCGGAGCGCAUCUUCCGCAGCAAUGGCGUGGCGCUCCUGCAGCGCCUCAUGGAGUCCAAGGAUGUCGAGAUGCUCCUGGCCGCCAUGCGCACCCUCUCGGAGCUGUGCAAGGAGCACCGCGCCCGGGCCACGGCCAUUAUGUACCAAGUGGGGCUGGACAAGCUGUGUGGCCUCAUGGCACAGAACCACGAAGAGAUAUCCUUGGCAAGCUGUAACAUCCUGCAGACCAUCUACACGUCGCUCACCGGCAAGGACAAAUCCGAACACAUUAAGAGGGAAGAGGCCGUCGUCAAAGACGUUUCAAAGGACCUUCGGCGGAUGCUGCUGAAGCUGUUGGACAUGCUCAUCGACAAGAAGGUGUCAAUCCAUGGGCGGGACAACUGUCUGAACCUGCUGAUCAAGAACGUGCCCUGCAAGACGUUGUACGACCGAGACAACUCCAAAACCAUCUUCCUCACCAGCUACGGGCUGCCUCAGAUCCUGACAGUGGCCGGCGCCAUUCCGGAGCUUCCCGAUGCUCUACCGGUGACGGACGAGACUCGCUUGAGCGCCUCCGUGCUGCUCCACAAGCUGUACGACGACCUCCGCAACGACACUGAGCGCGAGGUCUAUGACAAGCUGUGCGACAACUUCGUCACUGGAAGUUUUAGCGGGGAGGACAUGACAAAGAACCUGCAUGCCAUCCAGACCAUCUCAGGACUGCUGGCGGGGCCCUACGAUGUGGGAAACCGCGUGCUGGGCCAGAAGGGUGUCCUGGAGACAAUCAUCUCUCUGGCUGGCUCAGAGUCUGAGCUCGAGCAGCUGGUUGCCACUGAAGCCUUAGUGCUGGCAUCUGCCAAGACCAGCCGUGCCACCUUCAUCACCACCAAUGGCAUCACUCUGCUCAAGGAUAUCUACAAGCGUGCACGGAACGACAAGAUCAAGAUACGCGCGCUUGUUGGCCUCUGCAAGCUGGGCUCGGCGGGAGGGACUGAUUACAGCAUGCGGCAGUUUGCCGAGGGCUCGACUGAGAAGCUGGCGAAGCAGUGCAGAAGGUGGUUGUGUUGCCCGACGAUAGACAACCGCACAAAGCGCUGGGCAGUGGAAGGCCUCGCCUAUCUCACUCUGGACGCAGAUGUCAAGGAUGACUUUGUGGAGGAUGAGGCGGCAUUGAAAGCCAUGUUUGAUCUGGCUCGGGCUGGAGACAAGACAAUCAUGUACUCCGUAUCUUCCGCGCUGGUCAACUGCACCAACAGCUACAACACAAAGGAACGGGUUCCGGAGCUGGUGCAGCUCGCCAAAUACACCAAGCAGCACAUCCCCGAGGAUCACCCGAAGGACCAUAAGGACUUUGUGGCUAAGCGUGUUAAGCGGCUGCUCAAGGCGGGCGUGGUGUCGGCGCUCGUGGUCAUGAUCAAGAGCGACAGCGCCAUCCUCACGGACACCACCAAGGAGCAGUUCGCCAGAGUCUUCCUUGCACUGGCUGAAGACCCACACGACCGAGGCAUUAUUAUUUCCCAUGGAGGAGGCAAGGGUCUAAUCCCACUGGCCUUGGAAGGCACAAAGGAGGGGAAGAUCAAGGCGGCACACGCUCUGGCAAAGCUCACCAUCAAUGCCAAUCCCCGCAUCGUGUUCCACGGAGAGACGAUUUACGAGGUGGUGAGGCCGCUGGUGAGUCUGCUCAACUCGGAGCUCGAUGGCCUGCCCAACUACGAGGGGCUCAUGGCUCUCACCAACCUGGCCGGAGACAACGAGAAGCUCCGGCAAAAGAUCAUCAAAGAAAAGGCCAUGCCCGAAAUAGAGAACUACAUGUUUGAAGAACACGAGCAGAUUCGCCUCGCAGCUACGCAGUGCAUGUGCAACAUGGUGAUCAGCAAGGAGGUCCAGGAGAUGUUCCUGAAGGAGGGCAAUGACCGGCUGAAGAUGGCCGUGCUGCUGUGCGGCGAGGACGAGGAGCCUCUGCAGAUUGCGGCCUCCGGCAUGCUGGCUAUGCUCACCUCGGCCCACAAGUCUCUGUGCUCCAGGGUUCCCACUGUGACGACACAGUGGCUGGAGAUCCUGCAGCGCUUGCUGCUGCACAAGAACGGCGAUGUGCAGCACCGUGGUAUGGUGAUCGCGCUCAACCUCAUGCUGGCAGAGCGUGACAUCGCCCAGAAGCUGAUGGAGUGCGAGGUGCUGGAGAUCCUCAUCGUGCUCUCCAAAGACGAGCGGCCCGAGCGGAUGAAGAUCACGGAGGCCGCGCGAGCCUGCCUCACCGCAGCGAUGGACUAUGGCCUCAUCAAGCCGUUCUCCCAUUGAUACCUCCUACCACACGGCAUGACACAACGCGACGGCAACAGGAGAGAGGGAGGGCGGCACCGUGCAAGAGCACGAUAUACAACGGCGCAGACUCCGUGCGCCACAGUGCGGCAUAGCAGAUUGUCCACAAAGCAUCGUCUAGUAGUGGAGCAUAGCACAACACGGCGGCAUAACGGUUGUAGAAUGCAGCACGGUGUACAGCAUUCACAACACCGCACCUCCGAAUAGCACGGUUGGCUACGCACGGUGCGAAAGAAGUUCAACGUACAUACAACACACAACUGCAAAGCACGACGAGAUGAUUUCAAGCUACACAGCAGAGCCAAGUGGGUGAGACAGCGAUGGGGGUUAACGAGCGACUCUGAUUUGUUAUUUGCAUACAAGUCUAAACACCGAGCAAUUCCCUGUAUUGAUGACACGGGAGACAUGGAUAUAUUUUCAGCAAAAUGUGGACGGGUAAAGGAACAUUUGCUCACACGUUAAUCAGGCCCAUAGUUUGUCUGUACCAAUUAGAUUAUUAUUUGUCCACUGCACCCAUGGGCGGGGGAUGUAUUAUUUUGAUUAUUAUCAGUAAUAUAUUAUAAGUAAACAUUAAUAAUUAUCAUAAAUAUUAUUACAAAUUAGGCCAUGGCGCACCGUGGCAAAGUCCCGUUACCCCGCCCCUCAUGGCGGGCUGUGUUUGCAGGCCGAGUGAGCACUCUGGCUAUUCGUCUUUAGCUCCACCGGAUUCCCAUUUUGUAUACGAGUGCGUGUGUAUACAGUAGUACGUUCAAUCGUGUGCUGUUGAAUUUAAAUGUUCACCCGGCAAACAGGAGGCAUUGUGUAGUGGGGUUUUUUUGUGUUUCUAGAAUUUCUGCUGGUCGUGGUGAUCAGUGUUGAUGAAGUGUUUUGAUAUUUCACAGCUACUACCUUCCACAUCAAUUAAGUAUUUUGUACACUUAUUUAAAUGCUAACUGGUUACCUGCAGUUAAAACACGCUCUCAUCAGCCAUGAUCUGCUGGACUGAUACGGACGUGGAGUAGUGGCGAUUCUUGAUCACGGCUAACAUCAGUGGCAAGUGAUAUCCGAACCAGUCCUGGGCCCCCCUUCACAAACCCACACUGACCAGCGUGGUUAAGUAUGGUCCAACAACCCUUGCAACUGGCACGGCGUGGGGAGGCCUUCAUUGGAAGUGGAUUGGCUGUGGGUUAUAUUUUUUAACUGAAAUGCUACGUGCGACUGUGGACAUUUCAAACUGAGAUAUGGACUACAGAUGCUCAGAGAUCACGUGUCUAACACAGUGAAGUGUUGCUCUUUUGGCUGCGUUGUGACGCUCUCGUGUCACGUGGUUUUACCGGUAGAUACACGUGCUGAAAUUUCACGUACCCGGGUUUUAAUACAAGGAGUGCUCAUCAAAUAUAAUAAAACAAUUCGAGUGAACAACAACAGCUUGUAAAACUUAUUAAGCGUGGUGCACAAAAACAUUUAUUUAAAACAUAACAUUUGCUGGAUUUUUUUUAAUCUAAAGCACAAUAAAUACAGUACAGAUAAUUCCA